Molecule: messenger RNA, 4234 nt
Organism: Lucilia cuprina (Australian sheep blowfly)
Lineage: Eukaryota; Metazoa; Arthropoda; Insecta; Diptera; Calliphoridae
Gene: aux
Product: cyclin-G-associated kinase
Exons: 9
Coding region: 104-3865 (1253 amino acids)
Biological process (GO): regulation of clathrin-dependent endocytosis; positive regulation of Notch signaling pathway; protein phosphorylation
Cellular component (GO): cytoplasm
Molecular function (GO): protein serine/threonine kinase activity; ATP binding; AP-2 adaptor complex binding
Source: RefSeq, a predicted model, not a curated record
UCAAAAAGAAAAAGAUAUAAAAUUUCCCGAAAAAAGUGAAAUUUUGUUUUAAAAUCAAUUAAUUUAAUUCCCAUAAUAUAAAGUGAAUAAUAAAUAAACAGAAAUGAGUGAUUUUUUUAAAUCUGCUAUGGGUUAUUUUAAUAACCCAUCAUCAGCAAACAAUAGUACAUCUAAUCCCAAUAGUGGUGGCUCCUCUAGCAGUGGAGUGCUAAAUGCCAACACAUACAAAAGUUCAACAACAGCGUUUCAAGACAAUGAUUUUUGUGGCCAAACCGUGGAUAUCAAUGGUCAUAAGUUACGCAUUAAAGGAGUCAUUGCCGAAGGCGGUUUUGCAUUUGUAUAUGUUGCACAAGAUAUACAAACGGGUAAAGAAUACGCCCUUAAGCGUCUUAUCGGUGCUGAUAAGAAGGCAUGUCAGUCUAUCAUUAAUGAAAUAAAUACACACAAACAGUUAACAGGACAUCCAAAUAUUGUGGGAUUUGUUACGGCCACAUUUAUUGAUAAAACCAAUGGACCACAGCAGAGAGCAGAAUAUUUGCUUUUAACCGAAUUGUGUAAAGGCGGCUCCUUAAUUGAUUGUUUGGGUUCUAAUCUGGAUCCUCCCUUAAUAUUAAGAAUAUUUUAUCAGGCCACUAAAGCAGUGGCUCAUAUGCAUUCACAAGUUCCAGCCAUAGUGCAUAGAGAUAUAAAAAUUGAGAAUUAUUUGUUGGGAGAUGAUAAAAAGUUAAAGUUGUGCGACUUUGGUUCGGCAACAACUGAAAUUUUUUCACCCACUUUAGAUUGGAAUGCUCAGCAACGAAACACUUUGGAAGAUCAGUUGAGCAGUGUUACUACACCCAUGUAUCGUGCUCCUGAAAUGCUUGAUACUUGGUCUAAUUAUGAAGUGGGUCUUAAGGUAGAUGUCUGGUCCUUGGGUUGUAUUUUAUACGUUUUAUGCUUUCAAAAACAUCCUUUUGAAGAUUCAGCAAAACUACGCAUUGUUAAUGGCAAUUUCAUUAUUCCCACUGAUUCCAGAUAUAGUUGUUUUCAUGAUAUAAUAAAAGGUUGCUUGGUGGUAAAUCCCGCACAACGCUUUAAUGUUUCUACGAUAUUGGAUCGCUUGGCUGCCGUUGCAGAAACUAUGAACUGGUCUUUGAAGGGACCUUUAGACUUGGUCGGUAAACCCAUAAUUACCACCACACCAGAACAUUCAUAUGGCGCAGCUCAACCGCCAGCGACUGCAAUGCCCAGACACCAGGGUUCGACUGCUGGUAAUUCUACAUUUUACGAUGAUUCCACAUCAGGCAACGUCAAUCGUUCACAAUCACAUUCGCCUCAUCUUCAAGCUUCAUCCGCUUCCUCACAGAGUUCCUCAGUUAAUGCUUCGGCUGCCAAUGGUAGUUUGUUCUCAUCAUUGCGCGGUGGAGCUGGUAGUUUUUUGAAAAACCUUAAAGAUACUUCAUCGAAAGUGAUGCAAACCAUGCAACAGACAAUCGCUCGUAACGAUUUAGACAUUAGUUAUAUUACAUCACGUGUAUUAGUAAUGCCCUGUCCUUCGGAGGGCUUUGAAUCGGCCUAUAAAACCAAUAACAUUGAAGAUGUGCGUUUAUCGAUAGAGAGCCGAUUUCCACCACAAAAAGUCAGUGUCUAUAACUUUGGGCCUCGUUCCUGUCCUCGCUUGUCUCCCCCAGUUCGCACUGUAGAGGCCGGUAGCAUAUAUGGUUGUUCACAGGCCAGAGCCCCGAAUUUACAGGGUCUAUUCUCGGUGGCUGAGGAUAUGUAUGGUUUUCUAACCGCUGAUCCCAAAUCUAUUGUAAUUAUACAAACAGGAGAUGCUGGUGGUUGCACAGCCGCCACUCUAGUGUGCGCAUUGUUAAUGUAUUCCGAUCUCAUAUUGGAGCCAGAAGAUGCUGUGCAAGUUUUUGCCGUCAAAAGGCAUCCGGUAAAUUUAAGACCAUCUGAAUUCCGCUAUCUUUACUAUUUGGGUGAUAUUUUACGUCCAACACCCCUACUGCCUCAUUAUAAAAAUAUAAAUUUGGUAUCACUCAGUUGUCAACCAGUUCCUCGCAUGACCAAGACCAGAGACGGUUGUCGCAUGUACAUGGAAGUCUACAGCAAUGAACGUCUUCUAAUGUCCACCAUGCAGGACUAUGAAAAAAUGCGUUUAUAUAUAGCUGGACCAGGAAAAAUAACAUUGCCUAUUAACUUAACUGUUUGUGGAGACCUUGUGGUGGUGUUAUAUCAUGCUCGCAAGGGAAUGGUGCGCCCUCAAGGAGUAAAAAUUUGUCAAUUUCAAUUACAUACUGGCUUUAUACCAGAACCGGAGACUUUGAUUACCUUCUGUUCACAUGAUUUGGAUGAUCUACCAGAUCCUGAUUGCGUACCACCAAACUUUACGGUUUCAUUGUCAUUGACAGUUACAGACAUGGAGACGCCACCUAGUCGUAAUCCUCCCUGGUUGCCAACCAAACCCAGACGUAAUGCUUUCAACUUAUUUAGUUCUCAAUUGGAAUAUGAAGAAAUGAUUGACAAUUUUGUGGCUAAACCCACUUCUAAUAAAUCUCCAGCUCCUUUAAGGCAAGCACCAGCAGUACCCCAAACAAAAGCGAAAUCCACAACACCACCAUUAAUUAUGCCCGAUAUAACAGAAAUGACAGCAGAAGCUUUUCAUAUUCCACCAGAACCGACACCACCCAUUGAUUUAUUAAACUUAAAUCAACCUUCAAGUCAACAGCAACCAUCAAAUGAUCCACAGGCUACCGCUAUGCCCUCAACAGACGCAAGUUUUGAUUUAUUGGGCGCCUUUGGUGAUGAUGAUUCUUCCGGUAUUGGCUCAGCGCCUAUGCCUGAUAUUUUGGCCAAUAAUGCACAACCAAAAUCGACUGCUGAUUUAGAUGAUAUAUUUGGUCCUUUGAAUUCCAAUACAACGCCUUCCUUUAAUUUAGAUUUUAAUGCUUUUGCCUCGCCAACACCACAAGGCACAAACACAUCAUUUGGAAAUUCCAAAAUAACAACGGGUGCUUCAACAUCGACAUCUUUUGGUACGUUGCCCACGUUUACAACACAAACAGCAAGUAAGGAACCAUCGCCGCAACAGCCUAAAGAUCCAUUUGCUGAUAUUGCCAAUUUAGCCUCAGGCUUAAAUAUAAAUUUCACUCCAAAUUCAACAUUAGGUGGUAAAUCGGCCGGUCACACUCCAGUGGGUAGUAGUCCUUUUAAUACGCAAUUUUCGAGCCCAACUCACAAUCAGACUGCAACCAAUAAUAUACGGAUUCCUACAGCAUCCACUCACACUUCAAAUACAACAUCUCCAAAUCAUAUGAAAUCGCCAAAUAAUGCUUCUUCCAAUUUUGGCAUGUCUUUCAAUGCAACACAAAAUUCGACUGCCCAAAAUCGUCCCGAUUAUAGUCGUUCACAUUUCGAGCCAACCAAACCAUCAUCAUUUUCUAAUACACCACAGCAGGGAAAAAGUUCAGAUAUAUUUGCUGAUAUUUUGGGAGAGCAGGGCUAUAAGUUUACCAGCAAAGGCAAUCAGGGACCACGGUCCAUAAACGAAAUGCGCAAAGAGGAUUUAAUUAAAGAUAUGGAUCCAAAGAGAGUUAAAAUAAUGGAAUGGACUGAAGGCAAAAAGAAUAAUAUACGUGCUUUGUUGUGUUCGAUGCAUACGGUUUUAUGGUCGGAUGCCAAAUGGAAUAAGUGUGAAAUGUCUCAAUUAAUCACACCAACAGAUGUUAAGAAAGCCUAUAGAAAAGCUUGUUUAGCUGUUCAUCCAGAUAAACACAAUGGUACUGAUAAUGAAGAAAUCGCUAAGAUGAUUUUCAUGGAACUUAAUAAUGCUUGGACUGAUUUUGAAAAUGAUGCCACUCAACAGAAUAUGUUCAAUUAAUUAUAACAUAAAAACUUUUAAUUAAAUAGUAUAAUGCUACUAAUUCAUUAUUUUUUUAUUUUCUAUUAUAUCAAAAGAAAACAACAAACCUGUAAUAUAUAUAAACACUACUCCCUGAUGAUUAUUUAAAAUAUUCUUUAAAAAGUAAAAUAUAAAAUAUUUAUAUAUAAAUAUAUUGCUACUAUUAAAUGCUUUAAGCUGAUAUCUUAAAAAAACACCCUCGUCUAAGGACUUUAUUUACUUAAUUUUUUUAUUAUGGAAAUAUUUUAAAAGAAAAAUAUAUAUUCCAAUUUAUCAACUAAAAAAAUAUCUUUAUGUAGAUGAAAUUAUACUAAACUUAAUUUCUUACUUUUAAAAUAAUUAUAAUUU